AUGUACAUUUUUGAGCUUCGGUCUUUCGGUAUUAAUCAAAUUUUAUCAAACAAGUCAACCUCACCAACAACACCACCAACUCAACCACUAACACCAUUAACCCUCUCAACCUCACCAACAAAUUCACCUGUUAAUCUAUCUCAUUCACAUCAUCAUCCAUGGCUUCAUUCAUAUGCAUUUCCAUCAUUUCGUGAACAUCCGACAAUCAAGUGUCAAUUACGGAAACACAAAAGCAAUCGAAAGCCAAGAACUCCAUUUACAAAUCAACAGUUAAUUGCGUUGGAAAUAAAGUUUAGAAGUAAAAGAUAUUUAUCGAUUGCCGAACGCGCCGACUUUUCCUCAUCGUUAAACUUAACCGAAACUCAAGUUAAAAUUUGGUUUCAAAAUCGUCGAGCCAAGGAUAAACGAUUGGCCGAUGCCGAGGAUUCGAGGAAGCGUUCUUCAGAUCUUUAA
Messenger RNA from Tetranychus urticae (two-spotted spider mite), 453 nucleotides. Lineage: Eukaryota; Metazoa; Arthropoda; Arachnida; Trombidiformes; Tetranychidae. The record is from RefSeq and is a predicted model, not a curated record.